Messenger RNA from Piliocolobus tephrosceles (Ugandan red Colobus), 8865 nucleotides. It is a transcript of the gene ATP11A, whose product is annotated as ATPase phospholipid transporting 11A. The record is from RefSeq and is a predicted model, not a curated record. The transcript is spliced from 30 exons. Gene Ontology annotation, molecular function: magnesium ion binding; ATP binding; ATPase-coupled intramembrane lipid carrier activity. Gene Ontology annotation, biological process: phospholipid translocation. Gene Ontology annotation, cellular component: recycling endosome; endoplasmic reticulum; plasma membrane. NCBI's taxonomy places the organism in Eukaryota, Metazoa, Chordata, Mammalia, Primates, Cercopithecidae. The coding region runs from base 530 to 3949 and encodes 1139 amino acids.
GGCGUGAGGGGGCAGGGCUGGCGCGCGGGUGCGAGCGCGGGUGUGGGCGCGGGGCGGGCGGGGGCUGCGGCCGCGGGGCGCAUGCUCAUUCGCGCCGGUGACGUGCGCGCCGGGAGCAGGGGCAGGAGCCAGCGGGGCCCGGAGGCUCCAGAGGGCGGCGGGCCGGGGAGGAGGAGACUCGGGAAGAGGAGAGCGCAGGCUCCGCCGCGGCCGGGGUGCUCCAGCCGAGCCCAACCCAGCGGGCGGACCGACGGGGAGAGAGAAGGCGCCAGAGCUCGCGCGCGGCCCCGAGCAGCAGCCUCGCCGCCCGCGGAGCGGCCGCCGACGCGCGGGGCCGCGGACCCAGCAUUCGCCGGCCGGGCCGGGCAUGAGCGGCGCGGAGGGGCCGCGGCCGCCCCCUGCACUGCCCGGCGCGCCCAGGCCGUGACCGGAGCAGGGGGCGCGGCCGCACUCGGACCCCGGAGCCCAUGGGCGCGCCGAGCCGGGCGCGGGGGCGCUGAGCGGCGGAGCGGGAGCGGCCGGAGGAGCCAUGGACUGCAGCCUCGUGCGGACGCUCGUGCACAGAUACUGUGCCGGAGAAGAGAAUUGGGUGGACAGCAGGACCAUCUACGUGGGACACAGGGAGCCGCCUCCGGGCGCAGAGGCCUACAUCCCACAGAGAUACCCAGACAACAGGAUCGUCUCGUCCAAGUACACAUUUUGGAACUUUAUACCCAAGAAUUUAUUUGAACAAUUCAGAAGAGUAGCCAACUUUUAUUUCCUUAUCAUAUUUCUGGUGCAGUUGAUUAUUGAUACACCCACAAGUCCAGUGACAAGUGGACUUCCACUCUUCUUCGUCAUUACUGUCACGGCUAUCAAACAGGGUUAUGAAGACUGGCUUCGACAUAAAGCGGACAAUGCCAUGAACCAGUGUCCUGUUCAUUUCAUUCAGCACGGCAAGCUCGUUCGGAAACAAAGUCGAAAGCUGCGAGUUGGGGACAUUGUCAUGGUCAAGGAGGAUGAGACCUUUCCCUGUGACUUGAUCUUCCUUUCCAGCAACCGGGGAGAUGGGACGUGCCACGUCACCACCGCCAGCUUGGACGGAGAAUCCAGCCAUAAAACGCAUUACGCGGUCCAGGACACCAAGGGCUUCCACACGGAGGAGGAUAUCGGCGGACUUCACGCCACCAUCGAGUGUGAGCAGCCCCAGCCCGACCUCUACAAGUUUGUGGGCCGCAUCAACGUUUACAGUGACCUGAACGACCCCGUGGUGAGGCCCUUAGGAUCGGAAAACUUGCUGCUGAGAGGAGCUACACUGAAGAACACCGAGAAAAUCUUUGGUGUGGCAAUUUACACGGGCAUGGAAACCAAGAUGGCAUUAAAUUACCAAUCGAAAUCCCAGAAGCGAUCUGCCGUGGAAAAAUCGAUGAAUGCGUUCCUCAUCGUGUACCUCUGCAUCCUGAUCAGCAAAGCCCUGAUAAACACUGUGCUGAAAUACGUGUGGCAGAGCGAGCCCUUUCGGGAUGAGCCAUGGUAUAAUCAGAAAACAGAGUCGGAAAGACAGAGGAAUCUGUUCCUCAGGGCGUUCACGGACUUCCUGGCCUUCAUGGUCCUCUUUAACUACAUCAUUCCCGUGUCCAUGUACGUCACGGUCGAGAUGCAGAAGUUCCUCGGCUCUUACUUCAUCACCUGGGACGAGGACAUGUUUGACGAGGAGACUGGCGAGGGGCCUCUGGUGAACACGUCAGACCUCAACGAAGAACUGGGACAGGUGGAGUACAUCUUCACAGACAAGACCGGCACCCUCACGGAGAACAACAUGGAGUUCAAGGAGUGCUGCAUCGAAGGCCACGUCUACGUGCCCCACGUCAUCUGCAACGGGCAGGUCCUCCCAGAGUCCUCAGGAAUCGACAUGAUUGACUCGUCCCCCAGCGUCAACGGGAGGGAGCGCGAGGAGCUGUUUUUCCGGGCCCUCUGUCUCUGCCACACCGUCCAGGUGAAAGACGACGACAGCGUGGACGGCCCCAGGAAGUCUCCAGACGGGGGGAAAUCCUGUGUGUACAUCUCAUCCUCGCCUGACGAGGUGGCGCUGGUCGAAGGUGUCCAAAGACUUGGCUUUACCUACCUGAGGCUGAAGGACAAUUACAUGGAGCUAUUAAACAGGGAGAACCACGUCGAAAGGUUUGAAUUGCUGGAAAUUUUGAGUUUUGACUCAGUUAGAAGGAGAAUGAGUGUAAUUGUAAAAUCCGCUACAGGAGAAAUUUAUCUGUUUUGCAAAGGAGCAGAUUCUUCGAUCUUCCCCCGAGUGAUAGAAGGCAAAGUUGACCAGAUCCGAGCCAGAGUGGAGCGGAACGCGGUGGAGGGGCUCCGAACUUUGUGUGUUGCUUAUAAGAGGCUGAUCCAAGAAGAAUAUGAAGGCAUUUGUAAACUGCUGCAGGCUGCCAAAGUGGCCCUUCAAGAUCGAGAGAAAAAGUUAGCAGAAGCCUAUGAGCAAAUAGAGAAAGAUCUUAUUCUGCUUGGUGCCACGGCUGUUGAGGACCGGCUGCAGGAGAAAGCUGCAGACACCAUUGAGGCCCUGCAAAAGGCCGGGAUCAAGGUCUGGGUUCUCACAGGAGACAAGAUGGAGACGGCCGCAGCCACGUGCUAUGCCUGCAAGCUCUUCCGCAGGAACACGCAGCUGCUGGAGCUGACCACCAAGAGGAUCGAGGAGCAGAGCCUGCACGACGUCCUGUUCGAGCUGAGCAAGACGGUCCUGCGCCAUGGCGGGAGCCUGACCAGAGACAACUUCUCAGGACUCUCAGCAGAUAUGCAGGACUACGGCUUGAUUAUCGACGGAGCUGCGCUGUCUCUCAUCAUGAAGCCUCGCGAAGACGGGAGUUCCAGCAACUACAGGGAGCUCUUCCUGGAGAUCUGCCGGAGCUGCAGCGCGGUGCUCUGCUGCCGCAUGGCACCCUUGCAGAAGGCCCAGAUUGUUAAAUUAAUCAAAUUUUCAAAAGAGCACCCAAUCACGUUAGCAGUUGGCGACGGCGCAAAUGAUGUCAGCAUGAUUCUGGAAGCGCAUGUGGGCAUAGGUGUCAUCGGCAAGGAAGGCCGCCAGGCUGCCAGGAACAGCGACUAUGCAAUCCCAAAGUUUAAGCAUUUGAAGAAGAUGCUGCUUGUUCACGGGCAUUUUUAUUACAUUAGGAUAUCUGAGCUCGUGCAGUACUUCUUUUAUAAGAAUGUCUGCUUCAUCUUCCCUCAGUUUUUAUACCAGUUCUUCUGUGGGUUUUCACAACAGACUUUGUACGACACUGCGUGUCUGACCCUCUACAACAUCAGCUUCACCUCCCUCCCCAUCCUCCUGUACAGCCUCAUGGAGCAGCAUAUUGGCAUCGACGUGCUCCAGAGAGACCCGACCCUGUACAGGGACGUCGCCAAGAACGCCCUGCUGCGCUGGCGUGUGUUCAUCUACUGGACGCUCCUGGGACUGUUUGACGCGCUGGUGUUCUUCUUUGGUGCUUAUUUCAUGUUUGAAAAUACAACUGUGACGAGCAACGGGCAGAUAUUUGGAAACUGGACAUUUGGGACGCUGGUAUUCACUGUGAUGGUGUUCACAGUCACACUGAAGCUUGCGUUAGACACACACUACUGGACUUGGAUCAACCAUUUCGUCAUCUGGGGGUCGCUGCUGUUCUACGUCGUCUUUUCACUUCUCUGGGGAGGAGUGAUCUGGCCAUUCCUCAACUACCAGAGGAUGUACUACGUGUUCAUCCAGAUGCUGUCCAGCGGGCCUGCCUGGCUGGCCAUCGUGCUGCUGGUGACCAUCAGCCUCCUUCCUGACGUCCUCAAGAAAGUCCUGUGCCGGCAGCUGUGGCCGACAGCAACAGAGAGAGUCCAGAGGGGCGUGAAGCACAAGGCUCCAGUCCAGGCCGCACAGAGCAGCGACGGGCCCCUCCUGAAGGACCUCCUACGGCGGCCAAGGCGCAGUUAGCUCCACGCUAGAGCCCAGGCUACCAGAGCACCUGUCCCUCGGCCGCCUGGUACAGCUCCCGCUCUCAGCAGGUGACACUCGCGGCCUGGAAGGGGAAGGUGUCCGUGGAGCCCUCACCCACCCUCAGUGGUUCCCGUCACCACGGCAGUUCCAGCCCGAGUCACAGCUGCCCUGGGUCCCGUGUGCAAAUGCUCGUGUGAUGGAUGGUCCUAAGCCUGUGGAGACUGCACACGCCUCUUCCUGCCCCCAGCAGGCAAGGAGGGGGGUCACAGGCCGCCUAGACCCAGCGCUACAGUUGUUGAGCCACACUGGUGGCCCCCGGGCAUUCGGCUCGACUCAGAAGGGACAUCCUGCUGACGCACCCUGUGUGGUGUCGUGCAGAGGCCGUUCCCCCAGGCCCAUGUCUUCAACCACCUACCAUCAUCGGCCUUUGCUGUCGCUGGGAGAGAAGAGCCGUCCAGGCCCCCGUGGUGGCCCACGUGUGGAUACCUGCUGCUGUUUCCUGCUUGCCCGGCCGCCACCCAUGCCGUCCAUAGGGUGAGGUGGAGCCGUGGCGGUGCGUCCUUUCCUCAACAACCCUCCAAUCCUCAUGCUGUGGGAAGGGCCGGGUCACUCGGAUACCGUCAUCCCUGCGGACGCACGGCAUGCCCUGCUCAUCUGGGAGCGGCUUCCCUGUGGUUCAGUCCAGGCCUGUCUGCCCUGUGUGUCGGGGCCCGCUGAGUUUCGGUCUCCCCAUCAUCGCCUCGUGCAGAAAGCAGUGCCAUGUGGGAGGACAAGGCCACGCCAGUGGCUUCCAGCCCUGCAGCACAAGUGCCAGGAUGUCCAUCGGCCACUCACCAGAGCACGGAGCUGUCAGUCCACUGUUACAGGAGCAUGUUGAUUUCGCGGGUGCGAGGGCCAGGAGACAGAUACUUGACUGAUAGGCAGACAUCCUUUGUCCCCGUGGAGGGGUCACCACCAAGGUGGUGUUGGUGCCCUUGAACCUGUCUCGGGCUGAUGGGGGCGGCCCACAGGACAGGGGUGGUUCCCAGCAGGCAGCACCGCACCUCCGCCCGCCUCCCACACUGCAGCUCCGCCCGCCGGGCUCUGCGUCCCCUUGUCCCCACAUCCCCACGUCCCCACGCAGGGCUCUCCUUUGUCUUGGGAUUCUGUCCAGCGCUGCUCUGGGUGGGUUAGCAACCCAAGGGCUGCUGUGAUACAAAGUCCCUGUUGCUCUCUGUACUGGCAUUUCUCUUUCUAGAAAUAAUCUUUGACGUAGCCUUAAUGGUCCUUAAAGAAGACAUUUCACCGUGAGGUUUGGUACUGCUGCCUUUCAGGAAAGUACCAGAUGCUGGAGGAGGAGCCACGCUGGCCACGCCCGCCCGGAGCCAUGCUGGCCACGCCCACCCGGAGCCACGCUGGCCACGCCCGCCCGGAGCCACGCUGGCCACGCCGUCAGACGGGCUCCGGCAGGCGAAACCCAGAGGGUGUUUCCGAGGUGCUCGACGGUAGGUGUUUCUGGAAGCUCAGAUUUCACCAUUUGAUUGUAUAAUCUUUGACCUGUACAAUAUUUGUUUGAACUGAAGGAUAAAUUGGCGGUAAGAACAGUGAACACAGUGGUCGGGAUAAACUACGGUGACAAAUAAACACCACACCAAAGAUGAGGGUCGUGAGCAACCCGCUUGAGCAGACAGCACGGGAGGACUCCACCCUGUCCCGAGGGCCUCCUGCGGCCGCCCUGGCUUGGCAGCCCUGCCCACGCUACCCCCGCAGACGACGGUGUGUGCAUCUUUACAGCCCUUUUUAAGAACCCAAUAUGGGCAUAAAUGUAAUACCUGUAUGGGGGGCAGAUUCUCUGUAUGUUCAGUUAACAAAUUAUUUGUAAUGUAUUUUUUUAGAAAUCUAAAAAUUGCCUUUGCACUGAAGUAUUUUCAUAGCUGUUUAUAUCUCUUUUAUUCAUUUAUUUAACAUAUUGUCUAAUUUUAAAAAUAGGUUUUUAAAGCUUUCAUUUUUAAGUUUAUGUAAUUUUGGCCACUUUACAUUUAGAUUCUGGUGAGAGUUUUGACUGAAUGUUCCAAUCUCUGAUGAAUGUGAAUUUUCAGAUUUGAUUUUAUUCUCUACACACACCUCUUCCUUUCUUGGUAUUUCUGGUGGCAGUGAUUAGUUCAACAGCAUAUUUAAGGUACGAUAAUUUGCUAUACUUUUUCUUUACAAUUUGUUGCAAUUUCCUCUGCUUUCUGUGUUUCAUUGUUAAUUUCCAUCCUUCAGCCUUAAAAAUAGAAGAUUCUCACGUGAAGGUUUAGUAAGCUGGGUCCCAGCUCUGCCUGUGUGGAGAUAGUCACCAUGUACCUCUGACAACAAGUCUUAGUGUGAAAGUCACUAAACUUUUGCACACUCCCAAAUGUCUUUUAAAAAAUUGCUUGGGAAAUUAUUAAAUGAAUGUACCUGAUCAUUUGAAAUCGAUAAGGGGCAUGAGAUAAAAACUAAAAGACUCAGUGAGCGACACUGAGAUAAAAACUAAAGGAUGAGAAGACUCAGUGAGCGACACUGAGAUAAAAACUAAAGGAUGAGAAGACUCAGUGAGCGACACGGCAGGGUCUGCACACAAUUUUCCACCUCACAGUAGUUAGUAUUUACUUGCCUUAAACUAACUUUGAAGCAAGUAAUGUCAACUUUGAGCACUCUGUCGAGUUUUGAAAAUCUUAUUUGCUGCUGCACAGGUUAAUAAAUUAUCAAUUUGUAAUUCAGCAUGUUGGUCAGACACAGUCGCUGAUUCACACCCAGUCCCUGCCACAGACCGUGUCAGACAGGCACAGUGGGCCUGCUGCAUGUGUGUCCCGGGCUCUUGGCUCCACGUUCACUCAUAACCAUGUCCACUUGCAGGCUUGCAUACGGGAACACAUGCAUACACAUGUACAUGUACAUACCACAAACAUGCAAGCUCCUGCACACAUGCAUGCACACAAACAUGUACACAAGUGAGUGACACGUACACACGUGUAUGUACACCAAAGCAUGUGUGACAUACAUGCAGUACAUGCACAUGUGUACACAUACCACAGACACGUGUGCAUCCUUCACACAAUGCAUGUGCACAUACCAUGAAUGGUGUAAGUUCCUACACACGGAUGCGUGAUACAUGCAUGUACAUGUAAGCACACAUAGAAGCUCCUACAGGCUUGCUCACACACACGUGUAUGCACACCAGAGAGACAUAUGAGCUUCUACACCUGUACACAUGCAUACACACACAUGCACAUGUACAUUCACUACAAACAUGCAGGCUCCUGCACACAUGAGCACACAUGCACAUGUACACACCCCAAACACGCACAGGCUCCUACAUGCACAUGCAUGUGUACACCACAGACAUGAGUUCCCAGGCGUAAACACGUGUGCACACACAAUACGUGAGCUCCCACACAUGUACACACCAUAAACAUGCAGGCUCCCGCACACGCCAACACGCACACACGUGUGCACAUGUGCCACAAGCAAGUGCACACUGUCCUGGUGUCCUGCACUGCAUCCUCCUUCCUGAGGGCCCCUGUGAGGAGCCUGUGGCCGGGCAUGGGAAGAUGGGGCUCGUAGCCCACGCCUCCCUGGGAUGCAGAGUCCCCUCCUGGCAGAAUGUCGAGGCUUUGCAGAGCAGACCCGGGGGUGAGGUCGCAGCUUCACUUACACCAGCUGCUCUGUGGGCAGUGCUUGGUGCCCUGGACAAGAUCCUUUCCCCUUCAGGGAGGUCCAGCCCCACAAGCCGAAACUUGCCUUUGGUUCAGCCCUAUACCAGGUGGCCACAGCAGGACUGGCCACGCCCAUGCCGCACCUCAUCCCUGCACACAGGAGCACGGCCAGUCUUCUGCCACGAGCCAGCUGGGAAGGGCCGUGGCCUCCUAAAGCCCCAAUCAACCCAGCCUGUGUCUGAGCAGAUGGGGCGGACAAGCAGGCCACAGCGCCUCGAGGGAGGAGGCCAGAUGCCGCAGCUUCUCCAACAGGGUGACCAUCCGCUUGGCUUGCUGAGCGUUUAAACAAAUGUUUAGACAGGGUGUUGUGACUGCUCUGAGUUAAGCCUUGGCCAGGGGUCCGGUGCCGUAGCAGGAAACCUCCAGCCUUGUUCUUCAGACCACUCAGCUCAUGUGUUUUGCACUGACUAGUAUUGAAUAAUGCAGCCACUUUUAUUUAAUGUUAAUGUUAUUUAUUUGGCAGCUCAGUGUCUAACGGCUUGAUAUGCAGGUCCUUGCAUCCUACAUUUCUUUAGGAAGUUACCCAUUUGUAACUUUAAAAACAGGAAAAAUGUCAGUUGGCAAAUGCAAUCUUUUUUUUUUAAGCUAAAGGCGGGUGAACUGGAAUGAAAAUCUUUCUGAUAUUGUGUCUAUAAGCAGCUUUGACGGGGAUGUGUUAGAAGUGUCAUGAAAGUGUGAUUCUACUUUUGCAGAAAAAAUCUAAAGAUCAAUUUAUAUAGCUUUAUUUUUUACUUUAUCAAAAUAUACAGAAUUUUAAUAUACAUAUAUUGUGUCUGACUUAAAAUUAUAAUGUCUGCGUUACCAUUUAAAAUGUCUAUUCAUUAUGUAAUGUAAUAAAAGAAGGUCUUCAAAAAUGUAUUUAAUAGGAAUGGUAUCCAUAGCUGUCAUCAUCAUCAAUACUGGAGUUUAUUUUUAAAUAAUUAAACAUAGUAGGUGCAUUUAACAUAAAUCAAGCCUCCACGCAGUAACAUUUAACUGAUAAUUCAUUAAUCUGCUUUGAAAAGUUAAAAUAUAAAUUAAACCAAAUCUAACAUUUCUGUAAAGUUUAUUUUGUAUGCUCCUGUUUUUAACUUUUAUUUCUGUAGAUAAACUGACUUGAUAAUAUUAUAUUGGACUUUUCUCUAGAUUAUCUAAGCAGGAGACCUGAAUCUGCUUGCAAUAAAGAAUAAAAAUCUGCUUCAGUUUCUUUAUAAA